CUCCUCCACCUCUCCUCCGUCAGGCGGUUCCGUCUUUGUCAGGAUUCCUGAUGAAAAACUGCAACAACUUCUGCAGUUUUUUUUUUUUUUUUGGGAGUAACUCUAUCCGGCGUUUGUCCUCAGUGACCCUCAGUCUGUUGCAGUCCCUUGUUGCUUUAUCCCCGCCUCCUCCACCUUCCUCACCCCACCCAUCUCUCUCUGCCUUGGCUGAGACUGGCUGGCUGGCACCAUUAUCAAUUCCUUCUGUCAGCACGACUGCAAAGGAACCGCUUACGUCAUAGUCGUUACAGGCUCUAUAAAAGCCGGAGUAAUGCAGAUUCACAGUGCAGUCAGCAGUCGAGCCGCCUGUCUCUCACCAUGACUUCCAUCGGCUACGACCCGUUCUUCCCUUCCUCUUACCAGAGGCGAGUGGUGGUGCGUGGUGCAGGAUAUGGAGCAGGUGGAGGAGGAAUAGGAUCCAGGUCCGCCUACAUCAGCCACGCCGCCCCGAUGACUUCCUACGCAUCUUCACGCAGAAGUUAUCCGACGCACACCCGAGCCAUCUCCAGCUACUCCACCUUUUCUUCUGCUCCGGGGUCUGCAGCUGCAACCGAGCUCCGCCUGGACCAAGCAGCCCAGGUCAGCUCCGAGUUCAAAGUGAUCAGGACCCAGGAGAAGGCCGAGCUCCAGGACCUGAACGACCGCUUCGCCAGCUUCAUCGAGAGGGUCCAUGAGCUGGAGCAGCAGAACAAGCUCCUGGAGACCGAGCUCCUGCUGCUCAGGCAGAGGCAGGUGGAGCCGUCCAACAUCCGGGCCCUGUACGAGCACGAGAUCCGCAAGCUCCGUGCCGCCGUGGAAGAGGCCCGCCAUGAGAAGCAGGCGGCCCAGCACCACAGGGACGAGAUGGAGGACGUGCUGAGGAACAUGCAGAAGCGCUACGAGGACGAAGUGCUGGGCAGAGAGGAGGCGGAGGGCAGGCUGAUGGAUGCCAGGAAGGGGGCGGAUGAGGCUGCGCUGGCCCGGGCCGAGCUGGAGAAGAGAGUCUCCACCCUGCUGGACGAGCUGGCCUUCCUGAAGCGCCUCUGCGAGAGCGAGAUCGCAGAGCUGCAGGCCCAGAUACAGUACAGCGCUGACGUGUCUGUGGAGAUGGAGGUCGCCAAACCCGACCUGUCCGCCGCCCUCCGCGACAUCCGAGCCCAGUACGAGAAGCUGGCCCAACAGAACCUCCAGUCAGCCGAGGAAUGGUUCUGCAGCAAGAUGAACGUGAUGACGGUGGGCAGCGCUCGCGGCACAGAGAGUGCACGCAACGCCAAAGAUGAAGCCAGCGAGUACCGCCGGCUCCUCAAGUCCAAGACGCUGGAGAUCGACGCCUGCCGCGAGAUGAACCAAGCUCUGGAGAACCAACUGCAGGACGUGGAGGAGAAGCAGAGCGCUGAGAUCUCUGCACUGCAGGACACGAUCGCUCAGCUGGAGGACGAGCUGAGGGCCAACAAGAACGACAUGGCUCGGUACCUGAAGGAUUAUCAGGACCUCCUGAACGUGAAGAUGGCCCUGGACAUCGAGAUCGCCGCCUACAGGAAGCUCCUCGAAGGCGAGGAAAACCGUCUGAGCGUGGCGGCGGUGCCGGCAUCCACCAUGUUCGCCUCUCCGUACUACGGAAGAACUCAGUUCUCCAUGCAGACCCAGCUGAGCUCUGCAGCUCCGUACAUGCUGAGCUCUCGAUUCUACACCUCACCGCUCGCCACGGAGGAGACAAUAACCGCAAACCGAGCACAGGAGGCGGAGGCCAGCCCUCCACAAGAAGAAGAGGAGGAGGAGGAGGUGGAGGAGCAGGUUGAAGAGGAAGAGAAGGAGGGAGAAGAGGAGGAGGAGGAGGUAGAGGAGAAAGAAGCCGAGGAAGAGGAGGAGAAAGAAGAAGAGGAAGCAGCUGAAGAAGAAGAGGGUGAGGCCGAGGAGGGAGAAGAGGAGAAGGAAGAGGAGGCAGAGGAGGGAGGAGAGGAGACCCCAGCUCAAGAAGAAGGAGAGGAGGAGGGGGAAGGAGGAGAGGAGACCCCAGCUGAAGAAGGAGAGGAGGAGGUGGAGGACGCUGAGAAGAAAGAGGAAGAGGGCGCCGAGGAAGGAGAGAAAAAAGAAGACGACGAUGCUGAGGAGAAGGAGGUGGAGGAGGUGGAGGAGAAAGACGCAGAUAAAAAGGAGUAAACCUGAAUGCUUGCUAGCCGAGGGUGGUGCUGUCUGCGUACGGCGUGCAGCAUGUACGCUCCUCCACCAGCGACGAUAUUAACAAUUAAUAAAAAGCUAAUCGAUAAAUUGAUGAACGACAGGAGGUGAUGAACACCUGUGUGCUUCGCUGAAUACUGCCUGUGUCUGAAAUGCCUUAUUCCUCACUGAGUGCUUUAACUUCAUCAUGUGCUGCAAACUUGAAUAAAGCCUUGAAGCCUUGUCAAACUCCA
This is a messenger RNA of Larimichthys crocea (large yellow croaker), 2429 nucleotides long. RefSeq names its product neurofilament light chain b (gene neflb). The coding region runs from base 358 to 2178 and encodes 606 amino acids. Gene Ontology annotation, biological process: neurofilament bundle assembly. Gene Ontology annotation, cellular component: axon; postsynaptic intermediate filament cytoskeleton; intermediate filament. NCBI's taxonomy places the organism in Eukaryota, Metazoa, Chordata, Actinopteri, Sciaenidae. Gene Ontology annotation, molecular function: structural constituent of postsynaptic intermediate filament cytoskeleton. The transcript has 4 exons. The record is from RefSeq and is a predicted model, not a curated record.